UGUGCAUCACUCUUGCACUCUUUCUGAGAAUUUUUCUGUUGUUUGUUAAUGUUAAUUUCUUUAGGCUACUCUAAAAUAAAUUCGAAAUGCAACAGUUUGGAUAAGAGAAUAUUUCAUUAUGUGAAAAGAAAUGCAUGACGUAAAUACUGUCAUCUGUAUAUUGGCCAAACACCUAAAAUAAAUAAAUAAAUAAACGUCAGAAAAACAGCAUUCUGGAAAAAAGCGCGACUUCCCAUCUGGAGAUACAGGCUGCUACUUUAACACGCUACUUCUAUGUAAAGUCCCAGGCGCGUAUAAUACGAGUACCAGGCACGGGGUUGCCAAGUCCUUGAUUUCCCCGCGGAUUUGGGCUACUUUGUCACAGGUGCAGCAGGUUAAAUCGAUCUCCACGGAACUCGAUUUUAACAAACGAGGAGACCGACAGAGGGGAAACACUUGGAAAAAACGCGUUUGGGUUAGUUUUGAUUAGAAAUCGGAUGGUUUGGUUUUGCACACCUGGCAACCCUGAAACACUGAUAAGGGUUAAUGUUGUUUACGAGCGUUUCAGACAUUAUGGGGAAGUUAGCAGUUUUCUCUUUAGCUGUUAUUGCUCUGGCAGCUUUCGUUGGAGAACGACUCGUUGCACUUAGGCAUGUAUUGCUUUACUCCAGAGAACUUACCCAAAACUACCUUCCUAACUGCCACCUAAUAGAGGGCAUAGAGUAUGGAGCUGAAGAUAUUACCAUGCUUGAUGAUGGAUUGGCUUUUCUGAGCACUGGCUUGAAGUAUCCAGGCUUACCAUCCUAUUCAGAUGACCCUGGAAAGAUCUACACCCUGAAUCUGUUGGAUUCUGAACUGAAAAUUAAAGCACUGAACAUCAAGGGAGACUUUGACAAAGACUCUUUUAAUCCACAUGGAAUCAGCCUGUACACAGAUAACAAAGAUGGCGCCAUAUACCUGUUUGUUGUGAAUCAUCCUCAAGGCAAAAGUCAAGUGGAGAUUUUCCGAUUUGUUGAGAAUGAAAAUGCUCUUCAAUACAUCAAGACCAUCAAGCAUGAACUCCUGCACAAUGUGAAUGAUAUAGUCGCUGUGGGGACCGAAAGCUUUUAUGCCACCAAUGAUCAUUACUUUAUUAAUGAGAUUCUCAAGCUUGUGGAGCAUUUUCUGUCUUUGCCCUGGAGUGACGUCGUCUACUACAGCCCUCAGACCGUGCAGGUUGUGACAGGGGGGUUUCCAUCUGCCAACGGCAUAAAUAUCUCCCCUGACAAAAGGCAUUUGUAUGUGUCAAAUAUCCUGAAACACAAAAUUAGUGUGGUGGAAAUACAGAAAAACACUGUAUUGUCUCAUGUAAAGGAGGUUGAUGUGGGGUCACUGUGUGACAACAUUGAGGUGGACCGCGAAUCUGGAGAUCUAUGGCUGGGCUGCCACCCAAAUGGUCUCAAAUUCCUGCUUAGUGAUCCAAAUGAUCCGCCAGGCUCUGAGGUUAUCAGGAUUGAAAACAUUCUCUCUGAAAAGCCCAGGGUGACUCAGGUAUAUUCAGAUGACGGCAGUGUGAUUGUUGGUUCUUCGGUGGCAACCCAAUAUGGAGGAAAGUUGCUCAUUGGAACCGUUUAUCAGAAAGCUCUGAUCUGUGACCUUAAAUUGUGAAUAUACUCACUUAUGGGUAAGAAUAAAUAUUGGCUGUUUAAAGAAUUUGUCUGAAUAGAGUCAUUUUAAAGGCAACACAAAACAAAGUCGAGGCCUUUUAUAGGGUAAAGUUUGAAAAAACAAUCCAUGAUAUAAAUUUGGCUUAACAGGCUGAUUGGGUUGAAGUGGGAAGAAUAAAUAAAUAUUUGACUUGGAUAGGGCAUAUAAUUCCAGAUAUUUUUCAACAAAGAAAUUAAAGAGUGGACAUGCUAAUUAUAUUUGGCUUGUUGAUCUCUAAAAUGUCAAUUAGUGCCAAAACUUGUAGUUUUGAGUUAACUUAUAAUUUGAUUUUACAAUGGCCUAUGACGUUGUAAUAAGUGAUAUUUUAAUAAUAUAUGAUGUCAAUGAAAAUUAAUAAUUUAUGAGUGAACAUUAUGAGCGAUAUCCUGCCAAAUUGAUAGUUUGAUAGUAACAGAUAAUACUGUAAUGUGUUGCAACUAUGUGUUGAAAUGUUUUGGAUGUUUCUCUGGUGGGGCAGUGUGGUUGUCACAUGUUUUGAAAGAGAGAGGGCAUGCAACUAAACAAGCCAAAGGUCUUUUUCUUAAAGACUAAAAUAAUCUGUGUUCAAAACCCUUGCUACUAAAGCAUUACUAGAAAAUCAGAUAAUUGUAGCCUGUGUGUGUGUAUAUGAGGAACAACAGAUUUUUUGACAUUGUAAAUAAUUUAUUAACUGACACUUUAAUGCUGAGUGUGAUUCAGUUAAGUUGAUUACUCUGGAAUCAAUGAUUAGCACAUUUAUUUGAAACAGUACUGAGUUCUGUGUGUAUGUUCAUGACUUAAUGUAGCUUCUGAUUUUUAUUUUACAUGAUUAUGAAACAAAUGAAUUCUCAGUAUUUUAUGUUGAUUUGCAUUUUACUUACACAAAAUGUUGCGCAUGAUACCAAGCUGAGUGUUCAUUAAAACCGAUGACUGAAAAGAAAUGUUACUGUGAAUUUUUCUUCUU
This is a messenger RNA of Onychostoma macrolepis, 2608 nucleotides long. Its product is annotated as serum paraoxonase/arylesterase 2-like. Gene Ontology annotation, molecular function: arylesterase activity. Bases 526 to 1626 code for a protein of 366 amino acids. The record is from RefSeq and is a predicted model, not a curated record. The transcript is spliced from 9 exons. NCBI's taxonomy places the organism in Eukaryota, Metazoa, Chordata, Actinopteri, Cypriniformes, Cyprinidae.